CUCUCGCGCCGGUUAGGUCAGAUUGAUCUACUUUUCAUGCGCAACGGUGUCACUCCGGGGUCAUAAAAUGUGCCGGAAAUAUAGAAGUUUUCCGAGGUGAAAUUAUCCAACCUUUUUUUCUUUAAUUAUGGCGGCACUAGUGCGUCUUAAGCGUGGCAGCGUACAGUUAAGACUUGCAGCACUUGAAGUCAGGGCGGCAGUACGUGCUCGGCACAUAGUCGCCGCCCUUGUGGCUAUUGGAUUUGCUCUCUGCGGAUCAGUGGAAGUUAGUUCCUCAGUUGCUCUGCUAGCUAAUCAAAAAGAUAAUCAUGCCAUUAUCGACACAUCUUGGCAUUGUGAUAUGCUGGUCAACAUCAGUAGCAGAAAUCGAACCGAGGAUGUUGGGCUCAUCCAAAUGGAAAUGCCUGCAGAAGAGCGAGCAGAGUCCAACAUGCGAGAGGCAUUUUUAUGGGGCCAAGUUGCGGGGCCCAUCCUAGGAGGUUGCUUAGUUUGGGGCCGUUCAGGUCCAUCUAUGGUUUUUUCUCGAGCCGUUCUCAGCGCCUGUCUUGCUUCCCUUUUGGUUCCAGCUGCCUGGAGAGGACCCUCUCAUGUUGCCCUUAGACUUCUACAAGGACUUUGUACCGGGGCAACAAUGCCUGCAGCACACAUGCUUGCCAUGACUUGGUUCAAAAGCACACAUAGAAGUUGGUACUUCAGUUGUUAUGCUGCUGUCAGUGUGGGAUACUGCUUGACUGGCUGGAUCGGGACAGCAGUUGUUCGAGCAUUUGGGCGGGAUUCCCUUUGCUAUUGUCUUGCCAUAUUGGCUGUAUGCUGGUACUUCACGUUCGGCCGUUUCGUCAAAGACUUUCCCAGAUCAUAUCAGCAUGAUACAAAUGCAGCUGUCAUACCCUGGGGAAAACUCUUGAGGUCCGUUCCAGUUUGGGCUUCAGCUGUUGCAACCAUGGGCAAUCAAUGGGGUGAUGCUACGCUUGCCCUAGGGAUGACAAAAUACCUCAAACUCAUUUAUGGUUUUUCGACAGCAAACGACUCUGUACUGACGACUUUGCCGCACAUUGGACACUUUAUGGCCGCUUUGACCUGUGGCCUCUUGGUAGACCACGUCAGGGAAUCAAAGAUUGUAUCUACCACCACUGCAAGGAAACUUGUUGUUUAUACCGCUCAUUUUAUUCCAGCUGCAUUGCUCUUUGUGGCCGGAUACGCAGGUUGCCAAGCCUUGGGGGCAGCUUGGUUGGGAAUUGCUGCUCUUUUGGUUUCUGGAACAGCUCCAGCAGGCGCAUUAGCAGCAAUUGCUGAUCUCGCGCCUGCGGAAUCGCCAGCGUGUGCGGCUGCAGCUUGUGCGCUUUGCUCCACAUUGGGUGCGGCUGGAUUGCUAGCUGCCAAUUAUUUUGUCACUCAAGCUCUUCACGGAUCUAUUGCAGGAUCUUGGCGAUUGGUAUUUGGAGUAGCGUCCGUUGUUUUAUUAACCACAGCAGCUGUGUUCUUGGCCCUUGGAAAAGGAGUGCCUCAACCCUGGAUACCCUCAGUCGCUCGACCGCGAAGUCACGACGUUAUUUAUGAACAAGAUACUCUAGAACUGGACUACGAGGACGUUGCAGUUCAAACUGAACCGUUUGAUCCUUACGGUCUUGAAGAGGAGGUUGAAAGUACCAGAGAGGACCUAGGAUCAGUCUCCGUUCACUCCUCGAUCUCAAUCGCUACUAGUAAUUGAAAUCCAAGGUAAUAAUUAAUUCAUCAAUGUAAAUCUAGGCGCUAAAUAUGUAAAUACGAUGAGAUUUUAGUUUAAAAUAAGUUUAUUUAUAGCACUGUGACUACUACUCUUAUAAAUUCCAAUAUGAUAUGAUUAUUAUUGAAAAUUGACUAUCUAAUAGAGCAAAGAAUAAGUUUAGAAAGAAUAAUAUUACCAGAGAGCGGAUGAGCGUAACUGUAAAGUUUAGGGUGACCAACCGUCCGGAUUUCUCCGGAUAUGUCCUCACUUUAGGGCUUGUGUUAGUCGCCAUACAGGAUUUUUUACUUUGCCCGGGUUUUUAUCCGAUUUUUUCAAGCAAAUUAAAUUUUAUAUUAAUUAUUUUAUUUUUCAAGCAAAUUUUAAACCUUUUUUUGUACAAAUUAUUAUUAUUCAAUAUUUAAAGAUUUCUUCGUCAAUUCAUAAGGUAAAGUACUAUUAAAAAUUCCUACCAUACAAAAAAUAUAUAUGUGUGCAUUUGUGAUACUGAAUAGAAUGCAUUAGGGUUAAAAAAUAAAAAUAUAAGAUAUUAAGC
Belonocnema kinseyi is the source of this 2258-nucleotide messenger RNA. Its product is annotated as sialin-like. Bases 128 to 1708 code for a protein of 526 amino acids. The transcript has 9 exons. Gene Ontology annotation, cellular component: plasma membrane. Gene Ontology annotation, biological process: monoatomic anion transport; transmembrane transport. The record is from RefSeq and is a predicted model, not a curated record. NCBI's taxonomy places the organism in Eukaryota, Metazoa, Arthropoda, Insecta, Hymenoptera, Cynipidae. Gene Ontology annotation, molecular function: transmembrane transporter activity.